Molecule: messenger RNA, 1712 nt
Organism: Vicia villosa (hairy vetch)
Lineage: Eukaryota; Viridiplantae; Streptophyta; Magnoliopsida; Fabales; Fabaceae
Exons: 8
Coding region: 156-1466 (436 amino acids)
Molecular function (GO): RNA binding; methyltransferase activity
Source: RefSeq, a predicted model, not a curated record
CGUGUAAUAUCAAGAGAGAAGUUAUUUUGCUUUCUUCAACCUUUCUUCUUCUUCUAUCAUUCUUUUGUUCAUCAUCCAUAACAGAGGAAAUUGUUCUCAAUACGUAUCCCUGCAAACCCUGAAGACACAUUUUGGGAUUUCAACACAAGAUAAUAAUGAAGCAGUUUCUCACCAAAUCCCUAUCUGUUUGCUCUUUGCCAACCACCCUUCAACAAAUUGCUUCUCAUCAAUACAAAGGUGUUGCAAAGGUUGUGCUAAAGAAGGGGAAGACACAACUCUUUAAGGAUGGCAACCCAAUGGUAUAUAGUGGAGCCGUUGAUAGAAUCAUCGGCAGGCCGCCUCCUAAAACCGGCGAUAUUGUACUGGUUUCAGACGGGACUGAGAAACCAAUAGGGUGGGGCUUGUACAACUCUGUUUCUAUGUUCUGUGUUCGCCUCAUGCAGCUUGAAGACGAAGCUACUAGGUUCUUUGAUUCAGCAUGUGCAUUGAACAUGGAGAAACUGCUCGAAAAAAGAAUUGACGCAGCUGUCGAAUUGCGUACAAGGUUGGAUCUUCCUUCCGUCCAUACGAAUGCAUAUCGUCUGAUCAAUAGUGAGGGUGACAGACUAUCAGGAUUGAUAGUUGAUGUCUUUGGAGAUGUAGCUGUAGUAGCUUCAUCUGCCGCUUGGGUUGAGAAAUACAAAUCAGAGAUAGAGGCGCGCAUCAGGAAAAUCAACUAUAUCAAUCAUAUAAACUGGAGGCCAUCGAUUGAUAUUUUAAAGGAAGACGGAGUUAAUGUGUCGGAUUCAAAGGAAAUCCUUUCAUCUACUUGUCCUGAAAGAACCAAGAUUAUGGAAAAUGGAAUUGUGUACACAAUUUCACUGAAAGGACAGAAGACUGGAUUUUAUGCAGAUCAGCGCGAGAGUCGUGAGUUUAUAUCAAAAAUUUCAUAUGGUCAAAAGGUUCUUGAUCUUUGUUGCUAUAGUGGUGGGUUUUCUCUAAAUGCAGUGCAUGGAGGUGCUCUAAAUGUCACCGGUGUUGACUCAUCAAUGCCAGCUCUGGAACUUGCUAAGGAAAAUGUUGUACUUAACAGAAUUGAUCCUGGAAGAAUAUCCUUUUUAAAAGAAGAUGCAACUGAAUUCAUGAAGGCUGCCCUUCUGAGAGAUGAAUCUUGGGAUAUUGUCAUCAUUGAUCCUCCUAAACUGGCACCUUCGAAAAAGGCUCUGCAUGGUGCAUCUGGUAUGUACAGAAAUUUGAAUUCUUUGGCCAUGCAACUGACAAAACGAGGUGGUCUUCUGAUGACCUGUUCCUGUUCUGGAGCUGUGACCCAAAGUGGUAUAUUCCUGCGUAUUCUACAGGGUGCAGCAUCUAUGGCAAAGAGAAAAAUAACUGUUCUAAGAGAUGCCGGAGCUGCUUGUGAUCAUCCUAUUGAUCCAUCAUAUCCAGAAGGUGCAUACCUUACCAACAUUCUGUUGAGAGUUUCAUGAGCAUAGUCUGUAUUCUGUUGAGAAUUACAUUGGAAAGGUGCGUGCAUACCUUACCAAUGUAAUUCUAUAUUUUGAUGCAAUUUUGCAGCAUUUAUUUUUCUGUCACUGAGAAUAGAACGUGUUUUACUGAAAUCAGUUGAAAGAGAAAAUAGGAAUAGGUUUUAUUUAUUUAGUUAUUGAUUGUCAAACUGAAUUAAUUAAUUCUGGAAGUCAAGGUCCUUGGCAAAUUGCAAAAUGAUUCUUGAA